Dromiciops gliroides (monito del monte) is the source of this 771-nucleotide messenger RNA. RefSeq names its product TNF superfamily member 15 (gene TNFSF15). Bases 1 to 771 code for a protein of 256 amino acids. Gene Ontology annotation, biological process: immune response. The record is from RefSeq and is a predicted model, not a curated record. NCBI's taxonomy places the organism in Eukaryota, Metazoa, Chordata, Mammalia, Microbiotheria, Microbiotheriidae. Gene Ontology annotation, cellular component: membrane. Gene Ontology annotation, molecular function: tumor necrosis factor receptor binding. The transcript has 4 exons.
AUGCCAAGGGGAGAAGGCCCAGCCCUGGAACCAGAAACAGGCAUGGGAAUGUUAGAGGAAGGAGGUGAUAACCACAGGACCAAUCAAAGCACCAGAAGAGACCUUAGGAAAAUGAGCCCAGCUGUCACUUACUGCCUGCUCUUGGCUUUCAUUCUUGCUGCACUCGUGGUCUGUCUGCUUGUAGACAACUUCAGAUCCCAACAAGAAAUGUGUGCAACGGGUCAGUUUCUGAAGGCAAAGGAAUCUGACCGGUUAUAUCCACGAGCGUAUGUGUCCCCCAGGUCUAAUAUGGAUAAGCCAAGAGCACACCUGACAGCUAUUCGACAGAAGUCUAUCACUCCCAUGAAAGAUUCCUGGCCGGCUCUCCAGUGGGAACAUAAACUUGGCUCUGCUUUCAUCAAAAACCAAAUGAACUACACCAACAAGUUCCUGGUGAUCCCAGAGUCAGGAGACUACUUUGUUUAUUCCCAAGUCACUUUCCGGGGCAGCACACCGGAGUGUGGUAAAAUCAACCAGAAGAAUCGGUCCACCAAGCCCGACUACAUAAGCCAGGUCAUCACCAGAGUCACUGAUAGAUACCCAGAGCCAACACAGCUUUUAACAGGAACCAAGUCAAUCUGUGAAAUAGGCAGAACCUGGUUUACUCCAAUUUACCUGGGGGCUGUUUUUCCUAUGCAAGAGGGGGAUAAACUGAUGGUGAAUGUCAGUGACAUCUCUCUUGUGGAUUAUACCAAGGAAGACAAAACAUUCUUUGGGGCUUUCCUGUUAUAA